This is a messenger RNA of Solanum verrucosum, 1345 nucleotides long. RefSeq names its product polygalacturonase-like. The transcript is spliced from 3 exons. Gene Ontology annotation, molecular function: polygalacturonase activity. The coding region runs from base 7 to 1194 and encodes 395 amino acids. Lineage: Eukaryota; Viridiplantae; Streptophyta; Magnoliopsida; Solanales; Solanaceae. The record is from RefSeq and is a predicted model, not a curated record. Gene Ontology annotation, biological process: carbohydrate metabolic process.
AGAAACAUGAAAAUUAACAACCCCUUUUCUUCAAUUCUUCUAAUUUCAUUUUUUUCAAUUUUUUUCACAAAAUCUAUAGCUGAUGUUAUGUUUUUAAAUGUUAUAAACUUUGGUGCAAAAUCAGAUAGCAAAACAGACUCAUCAUAUGCAUUUUCAUCUGCUUGGGACUUAGCUUGUAACUCUUCAAAAUCAUCAACAAUUUAUGUACCAAAAGGGAAUUUUUUAGUUAAACAAGUAUAUUUUAAAGGAAAAUGCAACAACAAUGCCAUAAUUUUUCGUAUCGAUGGCACAAUCGUAGCGCCUUUCGAUUAUAAUGUGAUUGGAAAUGAAAAAAAUUGGAUUUUAUUUCAAGGUGUUGAUGGUGUUUCAAUUCUUGGUGGUAAUCUUGAUGGACAAGGAUCUGGUUUAUGGACUUGCAAAAGUUCUAGCAAGAACUGCCCCAGAGGAGCUACGACUCUGGGAUUUUCUAACUCUAACAAUGUAUCGAUAACGGGGCUAACUUUAUUGAACAGCCAAAUGUUUCAUAUUGUCAUCAAUGGUUGCAAAAAUGUGAAAUUGCAAGGUGUUAAGGUUUAUGCCCCGGGGGAAAGCCCGAAUACUGAUGGAAUUCAUGUUCAAUUAUCGUCUGAUAUCUCAAUCUUGAACACGAUAAUCAGUACUGGAGAUGAUUGCGUAUCCAUUGGUCCAGGAACUACUAAUUUGUGGAUCCAAAAUGUCGCGUGUGGCCCUGGCCAUGGAAUCAGCAUUGGAAGUUUAGCAAAGGAUUUUGAAGAAGCAGGGGUGCAAAAUGUGACAGUAAAAUCAGUUAUGUUUAUGAACACACAAAAUGGUGUGAGGAUCAAAACAUGGGGCAGACCAAGUACUGGAUUUGUCAACAAUGUACUUUUCCAGCACGUUACGAUGAUUGAUGUACAAAAUCCAAUUGUUAUCGAUCAAAAUUACUGUCCGUACAACAAAAAUUGUCCAGGACAAGUCUCGGGUGUGAAAGUAAGUGAUGUUACAUAUCAAGACAUACAUGGAAGCUCAGCAACACGAGUCGCGAUGAAAUUUGAUUGCAGUAAGAGAAAUCCAUGUAAAGGAAUAAAAUUGGAAGAUGUUAAUCUGAGUUAUAAGAAUGAACCAGCUGCUGAAGCUUCAUGUGCUAAUGUUGCAGGAACAACUACUGGUGUAAUUCAACCUACUAGUUGUUUGUAAGGGAAAAUUCGAUAAAAAAUAGUUCAUAUUUUUUCGUAUAUUUAGCUUAGCUUUGUCAUUUUCACCUUUCAAAUUAGAAAAGUUUACUUGAGUCUAUAGCGCGAUUUGAAAGUGAAAUUGUUGUCUCACUAUUCAUUUUAAUAGAAUGUCU